CAGUUAAAAAGAACAGGCCAAUCGGCGGAUUCCGCGUCGCGUCCGAUGGCGUGCCAUCUAGUCGUUCCACGCGUUCGUGAUUGCACUUCUGAUUCGCCCGUCUGCGUCUCUGGCCAUGUUCUCGCGCGCCGUUGCACGUGUAGGUGUACGCUUUGUGAGUCAGCAAAAAGGGAAGGGAGUCGGUGAUAAUUCGUUGCAGCGGCUGUUACUGGUGAACGUUUACGUUGGGAACGGCAAACAGGCCGCGCGUUACAGCACGAACGAAGUCGCGAGCGAGUGGAGCCGAGCGACGAUGUCGAGCGAUGAGAAGAAGCCGUUCCGCCGUCUGCCGACGACCGUGCGUCCCCAUCACUAUUUGAUUUCGCUGACGCCGAACUUCGCCAAUUUUGUCUUCGACGGCACGGAGAAGGUGUACAUUGACGUGACCUGCCAAACCAACACUGUUGUCUUAAAUUCGUUAGAAAUUAAUAUAAAGAGUGCAACGUUCAAUGGGGAAGAUGGUAAAGUCAUCCCCGCCGAUAAAAUCGAGUUGUCAGCGUCGGAAGAAACAGCCACUCUGGUAUUUCCUGAAAAUCUACCCCUUGGUAACAGUGGAUACUUGAGUUUAGACUUUGUGGGUGAAAUCAAUGACAAGAUGAAAGGCUUCUAUAGAAGCAAAUAUUGCAAAGACGAUGGCACCAUUGAACAUGCAGCUGUUACUCAGUUUGAACCAACAGACGCUAGACGUUGUUUCCCAUGUUGGGAUGAACCAGCACUCAAAGCUACAUUUGACAUUGCUCUUAAAGUACCAGUUGGUCUCACAGCACUUUCCAAUAUGCCGGUGAAAAGCAAAGUUACAGAAGGCAACCACGACGUAUUGACUUUCGAGAGGACGCCAAUUAUGUCGACGUACUUAGUGGCAGUGGUGGUGGGCGAGUUUGAUUACAUAGAGGACAAGUCUAGUGACGGUGUGUUAGUUCGGGUUUACGUACCCAAGUCUAAGAAGGAGCAGGGCCAGUUCGCACUAGAGGUGGCGACCAAGGUCCUGCCCUACUACAAAACCUACUUCGGCAUAGCGUACCCCCUGCCGAAGAUCGAUCUCAUCGCGAUCUCCGAUUUCUCGUCCGGUGCUAUGGAGAACUGGGGUCUGGUGACGUAUCGCGAGACCUGCCUGCUCGUAGAUCCGCAAAACACGUCGGCGGUGCGCAAACAGUGGAUCGCGUUGAUAGUAGCGCACGAGCUGGCGCAUCAGUGGUUCGGUAAUCUCGUCACGAUGGAGUGGUGGACGCACCUGUGGCUGAACGAAGGCUACGCGUCGUUCGUCGAGUUCCUCUGCGUCGCGCAUCUCUUCCCGGAGUACGACAUCUGGACGCAGUUCGUAACGGACACGCACAUCCGAGCACUGGAGCUGGAUGCCCUGAAGAACAGCCAUCCGAUCGAGGUGCCCGUCGGCCAUCCGUCGGAGAUCGACGAGAUCUUCGACGACAUAUCGUAUCACAAGGGAGCCUCCGUCAUUCGCAUGUUGCACGCGUACAUAGGUGACGACGACUUCAGGAAGGGCAUGAACCUGUACUUGAAGCGGCACAGCUACGCGAACGCGGAGACCGAGGACCUCUGGGCCGCGUUGGAGGAGGCUAGUAACAAAGCUGUGCGCAACGUCAUGUCGUCGUGGACCAAACGGCAGGGCUUUCCCAUUGUCAAGGUCGAUUGCAACCAAGAGGGCGAUAACAGAAUUUUAUCGUUGUCUCAGUGCAGAUUCCUGGCCGAUGGCUCGAUAGACACCGCGGAAGACGUGUGGAUCAUCCCGAUCAGCGCGAGCUCGGUACAGGAUCCGAACAAGACGAUAUUCAGCGGCAUACUGGACGCUAAAACGAAGAAGUUCGUGGUCGAGAACGUUCCCAAGGACGCGUGGCUGAAGAUCAAUCCCGGCACCGUCGGCUUUUAUCGGACUCGUUACAGUCAGUCCGCUCUGUCGCUUCUUUUGCCCGCGAUCAAGGAUCACACUCUGCCUCCUCUGGACAGAUUGGGUCUGUUGGACGACCUUUUCGCCAUGGUGCAAGCCGGUCACGCGUCCACCGUGGAGGUGUUUGAGCUCAUGCAGGCGUUCCAACGUGAGGACAACUUCACGGUAUGGUCCAGCAUAGUGAACACCCUGAGCAAGAUCGGCGUCCUGAUCUCACACUUGGAAUUCGAGGACUCCUUCAAGGCGUUCGGACGCAACCUGUUCCAAGACAUUACCGACAGAUUAGGAUGGGAUCCCAAGCCGAACGAGAGCCACUUGGACACGUUGCUCCGAUCUCUCGUGUUAGGUCGCAUGGGGGCUUGGAACGACUCGAAUACUAUCCAAGAGGCGAAGAGGAGGUUUGAGCUCCACGUGAACGGUGCAACGACGCUCGCCGCCGAUCUACGUAGUCCGGUUUAUCGUGCUGUGCUCUUAGCGGGCGACGCCAAUACCUUCGAGACCAUGAUCAAACUGUACAAGGAAGCCGAUCUUCACGAGGAGAAGGACAGAAUCCUGAGAGCGCUGGGCGCGAUCAAGGACGAGGCCUUGCUGAUGAAGGUCCUGGACUUCGCCAUGAGCGACGAGGUGCGCGCUCAGGACACCGUGUUCGCCAUCAUGUCCGUGGGGAUGACGUACAAGGGGCGCCUCAUAGCGUGGAACUUCUUCAAGGAGAACUGGAAGACGCUGCUUGACCGUUAUGAGGGUGGCUUUCUGCUGGCCAGAUUGGUGAAAUUCACCACGGAGAACUUCGUCACUGAGGAACUUGCCAAAGACGUGGAGAACUUCUUCGAGAACCACCCGACCCCCGGCACCGAGAGAACGGUGCAGCAGAGCGUGGAGUCCAUCAGACUGAACGCCGCGUGGCUAGCCAGAGACAAAGACUUGAUCCGAAAGUAUCUGACCUCGGAGCAAGUUUAGUAGACGCCGCGUUUCUCACGUCUCCCUCGUUACCAUUAAUCAGACAUAAUCGGAAACCGUGAGCGAAGGCGAAUUUGUAUUAUCGCGCGGAACGUCUUACUCGGUGUUGCUUGAAGAAUAUUGCCGAAGCGGCGUCAAUUAGGCAACAGGGACGGUCUCUCGUAUACGAGAUAAUCUGUAAUAAUCCGGUACGAGUCAUGUGUGUGUGCAUGCUUAACGGGACUUGAUGUGAAUUCAAUGUUGCUUUCAACAUACGGUCGAGAAUUCUUUUGAGAGCGAAAACGAGUGGGAGGAUAUAUGUACCGUUUUGUAUACCUGUUAUACCUCACCGACGAGUCAUCUUGAGCUAACGCAGCAUUUUACAGUGUUCUUAUACUUGCUGACUUUUGACUGGUAUUGUAGAUUUAGUCGUUUGUUAUCGAGGGAGAAUAGGAUUUUUAAGCACUCGGAACGAUUCUUUUUUUUUUGUUUUGUUUUGAAAAAAACAGAUCUCAUCGCAAACGAAUACCUGCGUUGGCUCUUAUUGGCCUGGUCUUUAUUUCUCAUUUGUUUAUCAGGGAGCCUUGUAUAUAACUUGUACUUUAAUUCUCUUUUGUCUCAAUAUUUUCAAGUAGGCACGUCUACGACGAUCUCGAAUCACUUUAAUUUGUUAAAAUUUCAGAUAUAUUGCUUUUAUGUCGAGAGAAUGUUGUUUCGUCUAAUAAAUAAUGAUUACAUUAAAAUAGGGUCCGGGGUGCGAUUCGGUUUAAAAUACCAGUUGAAAAUUAAUUCCGUUUAUAUUGUCAUUUACUCGUAUAUUACAAUCCAUUUGAGAUAUGUACUUCUGAUUACAGAGAUAAAUUAUGUCGACAAUGUGUUCACAGUGUAAGAAAAUUUACAGGAUUUACUGUACGAAAGAGAACUUCUUUUUCUUUACAUGCGAUUGCAAAAACACAUACGAUCCGAAUUUCAAGUCCGGUUGUGAAUAGAUGAUGUCAAACGGGAGAUAAGCAAUUUCUUUUUCUAGCGCGUCAGGUCAACGCGCGUAACGUGACUUAUUGUUUAACGGAGUAAUUAAGAAAGCGACUUAAGAAAGAACCGUCUUGGAGAGUACAUAAUUAAGGGCUUGCGAGUUGGUGUUGAGUAGUGAUUGCCAUCUCUGACGAUUGGACAGAGGUGUCGUCGACACUUCUCAAUUAACUUGCGAACGUCACGAAGACGCUUAGAAAAUUUCUUAUAUUUUUUGAAACGUCGAGCGUUUCGAACGAAGGAUAUCUUUCUUAUUAAAUUGUUUUAAGUGACGUAAAGACGUCUAAUAAAAUUUCCAAAAUUUUCCAGGCCGUCUUUGUAUGUCUCAUGGACGUUCUCCUAAUUUAUUGAGAAUCCUCUUUAGGCAUUUCUCGGAUUUCUUGGAUUUUUGUGUUACUUGAGUCACUGCGUUAUUAUUGAUAAUAAACAAAAGAGAACUGAUAACAAACUGCGUGUAUUACUUUCGCCUCGUCAUCAGUGAUGCCUCAUAAACGGCUCCACCCACAAAUCAGCACCAGCUUCCAAGUCCUGUACAUAACUUAUUAUUAUGUAAUCCAUUAACAUGUACAAAUUACAAUCUAUAUAAUAUAGACGAUGAGAUUGUUUAUGUGA
Molecule: messenger RNA, 4519 nt
Organism: Dinoponera quadriceps
Lineage: Eukaryota; Metazoa; Arthropoda; Insecta; Hymenoptera; Formicidae
Gene: Psa
Product: puromycin-sensitive aminopeptidase
Exons: 4
Coding region: 116-2899 (927 amino acids)
Biological process (GO): proteolysis; peptide catabolic process
Cellular component (GO): cytoplasm
Molecular function (GO): peptide binding; metalloaminopeptidase activity; zinc ion binding
Source: RefSeq, a predicted model, not a curated record